Molecule: messenger RNA, 510 nt
Organism: Peronospora matthiolae
Lineage: Eukaryota; Oomycota; Peronosporomycetes; Peronosporales; Peronosporaceae
Source: the annotation of a GenBank genome assembly
AUGAAACUUCGUGGCGUGUUUCGAGCGACCAAACUGCCAUCUGGACAGCAUACCAUUGGCACCAAGUGGGUAUUCAAGAUCAAACGGAAAGCUGAUGGAUCCAUCGAGAAAUACAAGGCGCGCCUCGUGGCAAAAGGGUUCAAGCAGAAAUAUGGCAUCGACUACACGGAAACGUUUUCGCCGGUAGUCAAGUACGUGACGCUGCGCAUGGUGGUUGCAAUCACGAAGUACUUUGGCUGGACACUGGACCAACUGGACGUGGUGACAGCUUUCCUUUACGGAGAAAUGAAGGAAAAGGUAUUUUGCGCGAUCCCAGAAGGAGUCGAAGUUGAUGAAGACUUUGACUGCUUUGAACUGGUCAAGGCGAUCCACGGACUAAAACAAGCAUCGCGCGUAUGGAACGAGACUUUUCAUGAGUUCGUCUGCUCCAUUGGAUUUCAAGUCUCCGAUUUUGGCCCGUGUCUUUAUCUCAAGAUUACAAGUGGCGAGUGCGUGCUUUUGCUGGUAUAA